Filobasidium floriforme is the source of this 1546-nucleotide messenger RNA. RefSeq names its product putative phospho-2-dehydro-3-deoxyheptonate aldolase. Gene Ontology annotation, biological process: aromatic amino acid biosynthetic process. Lineage: Eukaryota; Fungi; Basidiomycota; Tremellomycetes; Filobasidiales; Filobasidiaceae. Gene Ontology annotation, molecular function: 3-deoxy-7-phosphoheptulonate synthase activity. Gene Ontology annotation, cellular component: cytoplasm. The transcript is spliced from 12 exons. The record is from RefSeq and is a predicted model, not a curated record. The coding region runs from base 141 to 1265 and encodes 374 amino acids.
GACGAGAGAGAUUUCGGAUGGACUGCGACUGGCAGAGAUAUUCAACCUCUUUCCUCGUGUAAUCAUUUAACUCCCAAAUUGGUUGGCGAAACUCGUAGAAUACCCAGACAAUACCUCCACAAAAAGACGUAGAGAAAUAAAUGUCGCUUCCUACCGUAACCGUGCAACAGGCUACUCAACUUCUGGAUGACCGAAGAGUCAAGGCCGUCAGGCCUCUUAUCCCGCCUCAGAUCUUGAUGGAGGAGAUGCCUCUGUCUUUACGAGGAGCUCAGACGGUUCUCGAUGGACGUCAAUACGUAGAACGAGUGACAAGGGGUGACGACGAUAGGCUGCUGGUUGUUGUUGGACCCUGCUCGAUCCAUGACCCCGAGGCUGCCAUGGUCUACGCCAGGAAGCUGAAAGAGUACACUGAUGCGGCUCAAGAAGAUUUGCUCAUCCUGAUGCGAGUCUACUUCGAAAAACCUCGAACGACUGUGGGAUGGAAGGGGCUCAUCAACGAUCCCGACAUGAACGGAACUUUCCAGAUCAACAAGGGUUUGCGGAUCGGUAGACAAUUGCUAUUAGACCUAGCAGAGCUCGGUUUGCCUACCGCUUGUGAAUUCCUCGAUACCAUCUCUCCGCAAUUCACGGCCGAAUUGACAAGUUGGGGAGCCAUCGGUGCGAGGACCACCGAGUCUCAAGUACAUAGGGAGUUGGCGUCCGCCCUGAGUAUGCCGAUCGGCUUCAAGAACGGGACUGACGGGUCGAUUGACAUUGCUGUUGAUGCCAUGAGGGCUGCUGCUACCGGUCAUACUUUCUUGUCGGUGACCAAGCAGGGUCUCUCGGCAAUCGUCGAGACUGCGGGCAACUCUUUCACCCACGUCAUCCUGCGUGGAUCCUCCAAAGGACCCAACUACGCUGCCGAACACGUCUCGUCUUGUGUCGACAAGCUGGCCAAGGCUGGCGUGACGACCAAGCUCAUGAUCGACUGCUCGCACGGCAACAGCUCGAAACAACAUCAAAAGCAGAUGGAGGUCGCUAAAAACAUUCGAGAACAACUCGAAGGACAAGAGACGGCUCAGAACAUUCUCGGAGUCAUGCUCGAGUCGAACAUCAACGAGGGAAAGCAGAGCGUCCCUCCCGAGGGUCCUUCUGGUCUGAAGUACGGUGUGUCGAUCACGGACGCAUGCUUGUCUUGGGAACAGACUGUUACCGCGCUGGAUGACUUGAGGGCUGGUGUGCAAGCCAGGCGAGCAAACGUCAAGGCCAAGAGGGAGUCUUCCUAGACCCUAGGUGAUUGUACAUCUCGAAGGCGUUUGUCGAUCAAUACUCGAUGAUCAGCAUCAUGUCUCGACGAGUCCAAGCCGGAUGCGCCCCGUCGCAAAGAGCAUUGCGCACAAUCCCUGCGUGAUGAUCACAGAAGGGAAAUGUUUCAGGUCUGAAUCGGCCGAUAGUAGUCUUGUUUCCACCUCGAUCGCGUCAACAAAAGUAGCACCUCGGAGCAUUACGACUGAUACCCAGCAAUCCAGCCAUAUCUUUGUGCCCCUCCUGAAGGUGACAAUAACAC